CCUCAGGGAAUACCCCUUCAGCCUUAUCCGCCAAAAAAAUUUUAAAGAAAAACUUGCAAAGAGACUUUGCUUUUUUUUUAUUUUCUUGUGUUGUUGCUAUAGUUAAAAUCUGUUUUAGUAAAUUUACCCAUUAUUAUUAUAGUUAUUUAUAAAUGGAUUUGGGAAAUUGAAAUAGAAUGAGCAUCAGUUUCCAAUCAGCAUUGGACAAUGACAAGCUAGCGCUAUUGUUUAACUAAUAAAUUGAUUGUUGGUUUGUAAAAACAAUGACAAAGCAAGAUAUGAAAGGAAUGUUGUUCUGCUUGAGUACAGGUAAUCCCCAAGAGCCUAUAAAAAUCCUUUGUUUACUUUGAAGUUUAAACUCUGACCGGUAUACAAUUAAACCUUAUGAUGUGUACUAAACAGAUAUGAGUCAUAGAUCUAGUUGUUAAUUUUGAAGUACCAAUAAUGUAGUUUAUUUAAGUUACUAAAUGCAACUGUUUUCACUUUAUAGCUGUCAAUGACGACCAGCCCAAAGACUACAAAGCAAUUCAGGUCAGAAUAGUUGGAGCAGCAGACGUCCAUUGGUCAGAAGAGAGGGGGACAGGGGAUGACCGUCGCACUGUCCACUAUAGAGCCUAUGAGGUUUACAUCGACACAUUUGUUAAUGUUUGGGACAGGAACACAGCAGGAGGGGUCAGUUCCCUGUUGGUAAUUUCCAAUUUCCAUUCUCCCUUCAACUGGGAAGUGGUAACUUACCAGCCUCGUACAACGGCACAUAUGGUCGUAUAGACUACAGGAUAGAGGCCAGGGUUAUGAAAGAUGGUAUCUUCAAGCGUGACACUCGUUGCGAAGCAUACAUCAAUGUUGGUAGCAUCGUCCCUAUCAAUAAUCCUCAACUUCAAACUCCAAAAGCAAUGGAGAUCAGUAAAACCCUUUGCUGUCUAUGCUGUGCUUCUGGUCCUAUUAAUAUCACAGCUACUGUGCCACGUACUGGCUUUUGCAUACUUAAAGAUGCCAUACCAAUUGAAGUAUCUGUUGAAAAUGGGAGCCGUAGGGAUGUACGCCAAAUUGUUGCUUCAAUCCACAAGCAAGUUCAUUACACAGCAGAAGGCCACCAUCGCUAUGAUAAUGUAACAGUAGUCAGUGUUGGUAGUGAGCCAGUGGCUGCUCAUAGCUCCACAGUAUGGCGUCCACCUCCUAUUGCUGUCCCUAAUACCCCACCCACACUCCUCAACUGCAACAUACUUCAAGUCACUUACUAUCUGACCAUUACUGGCUCAAUCUCAGGUGCCAUUGACCCAGUCAUUAGCAUACCCAUUACUAUUGGUAAUGUACCACUAGAAGGAGCUCCAGGUGGUUUCCCUCCACAGCCUCAAGGAACUACUGCUCCUCCUCCUGCUGCUGGACCACCACCAGCAUACCCUCAACCUCCUCCACCUACUUUUGCUCCUACUGCUCCCCCAGUUGGUGGAGGAUUUGGUCCCCCAGCUGGUGGAUCUGGGUUUGGUCCUCCUGCUGAGUUUGGUUUUGGUGGGCAACAGUCGAAUUUUAAUAAUUUUGCACCUGUCGGAUUCUCCGAUCCUCCUCAGGGAAUACCCCUUCAUUCAGCCUUAUCCACCAAAAAAAAUUAAAGAAAACUUGCAAAGAGACUUUGCAUUUUAUUUUAUUUUCUUGUGCUGCUGCUGUAGUCAAAAUCUGUUUUAGUAAAUUUACCCAUUAUUGUGCACUAGUGAUUUAUAAAUGGAUUUGUGAAAUUGAAA
Molecule: messenger RNA, 1739 nt
Organism: Amphimedon queenslandica
Lineage: Eukaryota; Metazoa; Porifera; Demospongiae; Haplosclerida; Niphatidae
Product: arrestin domain-containing protein 3-like
Exons: 1
Coding region: 792-1610 (272 amino acids)
Biological process (GO): protein transport
Cellular component (GO): cytoplasm
Source: RefSeq, a predicted model, not a curated record